UGUACAGGGGAUGGCCAAAAUGUUUGGGAUAGGCAACUUUUUUUUCUCUCACAAAAAAGUUCAAUAUGCUAUAACUUUUCAUAGAGCGCAUCAAAAAAUCUCAAAUUUUGACUGUUUGUCAACCUACUAUAUGUGCAUGAUUGGUACAAAUUUGGGCUCGAUUGAUUAAUAUUUCGCAAAGUUAGAACCGUUCGGGUAAAACACUAUUUUUUAGACAACUCAUUUUUUAGCUGUCAUAUCUCGGAAACCAGUGAACCGAAUUGAAUGAAAUUUUGAACGUACACUAACAAUAUGUAAAUGCUUAACAAACUAUUAAAACAUAGGUACUUUUUAAACGUUGAAAAAAGUUAUCAUGGAUUGACACUUUUUGGAUUUUUCUCGAAAAAAUGUAAUUUUUUUACAUCAAUGUCAAUAAAUUUUAGUGUUGAUAUUCAAAGAUUUUCCACUUCUGUUCUCAAAUUAUCUCUUAUUAGAUACAUUAGAGCCUAUUUAGAUUGAAGGAAGAUCACAUUUAAUAAUUUUUGUGUGGUAUUGUAAAUAUGACUUAUUUUCCUCUAUAUGGGUAAAAGUUUUAAUCCGGUAUAACUUAAUUCGCCAUGAGAAAAUAUUACAUUUUAUCACGUCGUAUUAAGUAUCAAUAUAUUGUUGAUAAACGUUAAAAAAUUCAUUCAAUUCGGUUCACUGGUUUCUGAGAUAUGACAGUUUAAAAAUGAGUUGUCUGAAAAAUAGUGUUUUACCCGAACGGUUCUAACUUUGCGAAAAAUUAUUCAAUCGAGCCCAAUUUUGUACCAAUCAUGCACAUAUAACAGGUUGAUAAACAGUCAAAAUUUGAGAUUUUUUGAUGCACUCUAUGAAAAGUUACAGCAUGUUGAAUUUUUUUUGUGGGAGAAAAAAAGUGUCUGACAGUUCUCAAACUGUUAGCUGUCGAAAGCAGGUACGCUACAGUAACCGUGCUAUCAGUUCAGUUGGUAGCAAUUUGAAAUGUUUAAUUUUAUAGUAGUUUUUUUAUAGCACAUUUGAAUGGAAAUAUUUCACACAACGUAGGGUAAAACUAGAACGAAAUAGAAUAAAAUUAGUCAGUAAGAAUCGAACCUUCGAGAAAUAAAGUUCUUUCCUCCAAAAGCGAAAUAAAGUGAUCAAAAGUGAACAAAAGUAGUAGUUUUUUGUAUGGUGAACUCUUGUGUUGCCAAGUUCCGCCGAUAGUGACCGGCCCCGGUAGUGUUCUGCCCGUGUGUGAUACCAAUCCCAGCCGGAAGCCACGAUCCUGCCCUAUCAUCUUGGUGCCGUGACCAGGAUCAGGUUUCCUCCCAGAAUUCCCGCCAUCGCAUAACGGACAUCGACGCUAUCUACCGCCAUCGUUCCGCACCAUUGUGUGCCCCAAGGGUAUUCACAAGAUCGCCAUCUUCCCCGGAGCCUUUUGUACUCCGACGCCAUCGAGAAGCUUCUCCGGAGUUCCCGCUUGAAUUUUGAUACAAGGCCUAAUCUAAUUAGGCACUCGAAUCUCGAACCUUCUGGAAGUGUGAUCAACAGUUAACUGCUACCGCUAGCAAGUGACCUACGCCAUUGCCAACCGUCAACCGAGUAUCAACCGUGAAACCAAAUCGCCGAAUCCGCAAGCCAACUGCCGUUUUUGAAUAAAAUACAAGGCUCAAAACUAGCCUUAAGAAGGUUAGUACCGCUCCAAAUCCUCUACUCCGUUUGUCCGGCUCUACCGGGUCUUUCUCUGUAUCAUCCUAUCCAGUGCGACCAACGAUAACCUGCCUCCGCAAUGGCGGACGAUCGCUCGAGGCAACAGCUCAUCAACCGCCGUACGACCCUUAUCGCAGCACUGGGACGAGCCGAGCAGUUCGUCGAGAAGUACGAGGCGGAACGGGACCAAGGCCAGGUGAAACUGCGACUCGAGAACCUCGAUACCGUGUGGAUGGGACUGGAGGAUGUGCAGACCCAGCUCGAGGACAUGGAAGUAACCAAUCAAGGUAUGGCACAGAACCUAGCUUUCCGUUCCCACAACGAAACCCGCUACUUCCAAAUCAAGGCUGCUCUCCAAUCUUUCCUCCCCAAUGUACCUACAUCUACUAGCGCAAUUCCCCAACCGUCUCUCUCCGGGCUCUCCGGUAUCAAGUUGCCAACCAUCACCUUGCCGGAAUUCGACGGUGACUAUAACAAUUGGCUAGCAUUCCACGACACUUUCGUUGCCCUCAUUCAUUCUAAUCCCGAAGUUCACGACAUUCAGAAAUUCCACUACCUUCGCGCUGCUCUGAAAGGGGAAGCAGCUCAACUCAUUGAGUCGAUCGGUAUCAGCUCCGCCAACUACACCAUUGCAUGGCAAACACUCGUCUCUCGCUAUGCUAACGACUACCUUCUGAAGAAACGUCACCUACAAGCCCUUCUCGACUGCCCCCGAAUGAAGAAAGAAUCCGCCGCCGCACUGCAUUCCGUCGUUGACGAGUAUGAGCGCCACACCAAAACCCUCCGCCAACUUGGUGAGCCAAUCGACUCGUGGAGCACUAUGUUGGAGCGUCUUCUAUGCCUCCGACUCGACGACGCUACACAAAAAGCUUGGGAAGACUUCGCUACAACCACCGAUAACCCCAACUAUUCUUGUCUUAUCGAGUUCCUCCAACGUCGCAUCAGGGUGCUGGAAUCCAUGUCUGUGAACCACCAAGCACAGCCAGCAUCGAAUCACCAACCACCAAUGUUUCGUCGUCAAUCGUUCCACAAAACCGUUUCCCAUGCUGUAACCGAAGCCACUCCUCGAAAAUGCCACUCCUGCGAUCAACAUCACCCACUGUUCCAAUGCCCUAAAUUCGAGAAAAUGUCCACUGCCGAACGACUGCAAGUUGUGAAUGAACAUCAUCUCUGUCUCAAUUGUUUUCGCCAAGACCACCUCGCUCGCAAUUGUCAGUCGAAAUUCUCCUGCCGUCACUGCAAAAAACGACACCAUUCAUUGCUCCACCCCGGCUACCACCCACUCUACACCGAUCAAUCGUCUACCUCGUCUAACACAGCAUCAUGCUCAACGAAGCCCAUCACGAAGCAGGUAGCCAUAACAAACAACAGCAAACGAUCACCCACAUCCACGAAUGCUGUCACUACUCAGACAACCAAUUCGUCCCAAACAUCGAACGCGAAUGUUUUGUUGUCGACGGUCGUGUUGAUGGUAAUUGAUUGCAAUGGGCAAGCGCAUCCCGCCCGAGCAUUAUUGGAUAAUGGCUCGCAAUCCAAUAUUAUCAGCGAUCGGCUAUGCCAACUUCUACGACUGAAGCGGAGAAAGAUCAGCAUCCCUGUGUUCGGUGUCGGUGAGUCCUCCUCCAACGUGAACCACUCCGUCAGUGCCACCAUCCGAUCGCGAACCUCGAACUUCGAAAUCGGAUUAGAUUUUCUGGUCAUGCCCCGUAUUACGAUUGACUUGCCUGUGGUUUCCUCUUCUGCCGAUGACUGGCAUGCCCCCAAAGAUCUGUCCCUAGCCGACCCCACCUUCAACAAGACCGGCGCUAUCGAUAUGCUACUCGGAGCCGAGCACUUUUUCACCUACAUUAACCCUGGUACCCGAGUCGAAGAAGGUGAAAAUCCCGUCCUUGUCGAAAGCGUUUUCGGUUGGAUUGUGACCGGUAGAAACCAAAAACCCCUCACAUUGCCCCCCGUAGCUUGCCACGUCUCACUUUCCGAUCCCCUCCAAGAAGCACUGGAACGCUUUUGGCGCAUCGAAGAAGUGGAAAAUCAACCAAGCUACUCCGUGGAAGAACAGCAGUGUGAAUCUCACUAUUCCUCCCACGUUUCCCGCACUCCCGAGGGAAGAUAUGUGGUCCGUCUGCCUCGCCAUCCGAACUUCGACCACAUGCUUGGUGAAUCGAAAUCCGCGGCCCUUCGUCGUUUUCAUUGCCUUGAGAAACGGCUGAGCAGAGAGCCGCAUCUGAAAGAAGAAUACCACACCUUCCUGGAAGAGUAUCUUCUCCUUGGCCACAUGAGACUUGUCCCACCAAGCGAACCAGAACCGCAACAGGUCCACUACUUACCUCACCAUGCUGUCCUAAAAGAGGCCAGUACUACCACGAAAGUCCGUGUGGUAUUUGAUGGAUCAGCCAAAACUUCCACCGGAUAUUCCCUUAAUGAUGCCCUCCAAGUUGGUCCGAUCGUUCAGGACGAAUUACUGACCCUCGUUCUCCGUUUCCGGAAAUAUCCCGUUGCCCUAGUAGCGGACAUUGCAAAAAUGUACCGGCAAGUUUUACUUCACCCUGACGAUACUCCACUGCAACGGAUUCUCUGGAGAUUUGAUCCAAACGACCCCAUCGAUACCUAUGAGUUGGCCACAGUUACUUACGGGCUGGCGCCAUCGUCAUUCCUGGCCACCCGUACCUUGCAGCAGCUGGCUACAGACGAGGGAGAUGCCUACCCACUUGGUAGACCGGCACUCAAGAAAGGAUUUUACGUGGACGACUACAUAGGGGGAGCAAACACAGAGGAAGAGGCAAUCCAAACCCGAGAGGAACUGGACGAGCUGCUGGCAAAAGGCGGAUUCCAACUGCGAAAGUGGACAUCGAACAACCCAAAUGUGCUGAAGGGACUGGAUCCGUCACAAAUUGGUACUCAGCCAACCCUAAAGUUCGACAACAACGAAUGUACCAAGGCGCUGGGAGUGAGCUGGGAACCCGGAACCGAUCAGCUGCGCUUCGACUCCACUCCUGAUAUCAGCAGCGGCCCACCCACGAAAAGAUCGAUUCUGUCUGCAGUAUCCAAACAUUUCGAUCCACUGGGGCUUACUGCACCUGUCAUCAUACGGGCAAAAAUCCUACUACAGGAGCUCUGGCUGCAACCCUGCGGCUGGGACGAGGAAGUUUCCGAUACCAUACGAGCGAAGUGGGACAGCUACCGUAUCGAAUUGCCUAGAAUAUCCUCCUACCGAACUGACCGUUAUGCCCUCCUACCGAAUUCCACCGUCCAAUUGCAUACGUUCGCGGAUGCAUCCCAGCAAGCUUACGGCGCUUGCAUAUAUGCUCGAUCCACCGAUACCGAGGGCAGAACUAAGGUUCAAUUAAUGGCUUCGAAAUCGAGGGUAGCACCACUAAAACGAAUUUCUCUCCCCCGUCUGGAACUGUCUGCUGCCGUCAUCGCUGCACGAUUGCACCAGAAGGUUGUCGUUGCACUCGAUAUGCCAAUCUCCGAAUCGCAUUUCUGGUCUGAUUCUACCGUCACUCUGGAAUGGUUGCGUUCACCCCCGUAUACCUGGAACACCUUCGUUGCGAACAGGGUCUCGGAAAUACAAAACAUCACCCAGGGAUGUCGUUGGCAUCACGUCGCCGGUUAACACAAUCCUGCGGACCUCAUCACCAGAGGGAUGAAGGUGAACGACUUUCUCGGCAGUGAACUGUGGCAUCGUGGACCAUCGUGGCUCGAACAACCUGAAACUGAGUGGCCUGUAACAGCGAAGCAACAGAAUACACCUGAAGAUGUCCUAGAACGGCGAAAGAUGGUGGCGGCGAUCCAAAACAAACCCGAAGCGAACCCAAUCUUCAGCACGUCAUCCUCCUACAACCGUUUGACUCGAGUGAUAGCAUAUUGUAUUCGCUUCAUCAACGCCUGUCGUCGCAAAACGUCAACGUCGUCACAACCCGAGUUGGAAUCGAUUACAAAAUCGAUCACUGUGGAUGAAAUGUCGAUAGCCCGAAUGCGUCUGAUAAAAUUAGCCCAAGCCGAUGCAUUCACAGAGGAGAUAAGGUACUUGGGGAAGGGGAAGUCAGUAUCCAAACACUCAACUUUGCGCCUUUUGAGUCCUUUCGUUGACUCGGACGGAAUCCUAAGAGUCGGUGGUAGAUUGCGCCUCUCCGAGCAGCCUUACUUGUCCAAACAUCCCAUCCUCCUUCCCAGUUCCCAUCCACUUACACGGUUAGUUGCCAAACAUUACCACCUGCGACUAUUCCACGGUGGCGGCCGUGUGACUCUAGCAGCCAUCCGUCAAGAAUAUUGGCCCAUACAAGGUCGACGAGUAGUCAACAGCGUCAUGCGAAACUGCUUCCGAUGCGCUCGUGCCUCUCCCGUUCCCGCCAGGCAGCAGAUUGGGCAGCUGCCCAUACAGAGAAUAACUCCAAGUCGUCCGUUCUCCGUCACCGGCAUUGACUACGCCGGACCAGUAUACAUCAGAGCGAUCCACAAACGAGCGUCUCCAACCAAGGCCUACAUUAGCGUGUUUGUCUGCUUCGCCACAAAAGCAGUGCACCUGGAGCUUGUGAGCGAUUUAUCUACCCCAGCUUUCAUCACCGCACUUCGAAGAUUCAUCGCUCGUCGAGGUUGUCCGGCACAUAUC
Molecule: messenger RNA, 6301 nt
Organism: Aedes albopictus (Asian tiger mosquito)
Lineage: Eukaryota; Metazoa; Arthropoda; Insecta; Diptera; Culicidae
Exons: 2
Coding region: 1769-5305 (1178 amino acids)
Source: RefSeq, a predicted model, not a curated record